This is a messenger RNA of Didymodactylos carnosus, 1479 nucleotides long. The record is from the annotation of a GenBank genome assembly. Lineage: Eukaryota; Metazoa; Rotifera; Eurotatoria; Philodinida; Philodinidae.
AUGUGGUCAGCAGACGUUUUACAAGUUAUGCCAAAAUCGUCGGAAAAUGAUGAAAAUGCAGUUUUCUGCUGCGAUGCUAGUGAAGUUGCUAAACGUUUGAGAGAGUUGUUUUAUGUGUUUGGGCCCCCACGUUUGUUGCAUUCUGAUAAUGGUCGUGAGUUUGUUGCUGAUGUUAUUCAAGAUUUAAAAGUAUUGUUUCCUGGUAUGUAUUUUGUAAGAGGUCGACGACGACAUCCUCAGUCACAAGGUUGUGUAGAGAGAGCUAAUGGUGUAUUGACUGCUGCAUUAGGGAAAUGGUUAACAACAACGAAGUCACUAAAUUGGUCGGAAGGUCUUGCACCGGUUGUUUAUGGCAUCAAUACAAGAGUUGCAAGUGCAACAAAAUGUACACCGCACGAGGUGAUGUUUGGACAAAAGCCAAGAUGUGACCAAGAAUUCUGGAAGAUUGUACAAGAAAGCAAUAUUGUAGAUGAAGAACAAUUAUCAACACCAGUAGAUGAUAUUAUCGAUAAUACAGUUUUGGAUGAUGGGCUUGUAACUACAGACAGUGCAAUGAACUCAACAAUGACUAUUGACAAUGAAGCUUUUCCACUUUACGAUAAUACAACAGCAGAUGAUGUUAACUCACCUUCCCUUCUUGAUCAGUCUUCAACAUCAGUGUGUGCUGCACCUGUUCUUAAUCCACUGUCUAGUGCAAGUGUUUCUUCUUCGAAUGAUAAUCUUAUUUCGUUUGAUUCGCCAAAAUCACCUGCAAAGACUAUUGAACCUAAUUCGAAAUCUAAUAGCUGUGUUAAUAUUCUGGAUGAAUUAGAUGCUCUUGUAAAUUCUCCUGUUAAAACGACUUCACUUUCUUCAUUGUCCUUAUCAACUGUUGUUGUUGCUUCAUCUAAUACUAUCGAAAAUUCAAACUUUGUUCCUGCUUUCAUUUCACCACCAUUUAAUUCUUUACCGUCUGUUGUACAAUCUCCACGACAUAAGUCAGUACGUAAACAAGCCACAGAAAAUUAUCUAGCUACUGCAAAUAAGAAGCGUAAAUUAUAUGAGGAACAUUUGCAAAAUCUGGCUGAAACACUUAAUGUAGGUGAUUGCGUUGGUAUCAACAUUCAUGAUGUUGACAGAACCAAUACAGAUCCCAAACUUUUGCCGUGUUUGAUAUUUUCAAAAGAAAAAAAGGAAGAUAGCGUUGUUUUUCAGUUAGCUUGCCAGUUUGGAAAAUUGGUUUCAUCUUUCACGGCCGAAAGUUUGGUUUCUUUGAAAGCUGUUUGUCCAUCUGAGUUGAAAUCUGUUGAUCCUGCUGAAUUGAAGAGCAUAACGUUGAUCGAAGCUUGUAAAUUGUUUGUUCGAGGCUCGGUGAGUGGUGCGACGUGUGAUUGUAAAUCACAAUGUGCAACGAAACAUUGUUCAUGCAAAAAAGCCAAUGUUAAUUGUUCCACAAAAUGUCAUUCGAAACGAAGUGCUGGUUGUAAAAAUAUGGAAUAA